Messenger RNA from Diuraphis noxia (Russian wheat aphid), 1200 nucleotides. RefSeq lists its product as uncharacterized. NCBI's taxonomy places the organism in Eukaryota, Metazoa, Arthropoda, Insecta, Hemiptera, Aphididae. The record is from RefSeq and is a predicted model, not a curated record.
UUGAAACAAGAGGCGGUACGAUGAAAUUUGUAAGUAGAAAAAAUGAAGAAACUUUCGUUUGUUUUGAUUGCGUUAAUUUUGAUCACUAAUAUUUCAGAUGAAACCUGCAAUGCCUUAGAAAUUUCAUCGUGUAAACAUUUGAAUGACAUAUGUUAUGAUGACGAAGAUUGUUGUUCUCAAUAUUGUUCUAAAUCGUUUCAAUGGUGGUUUAUUGGUGCUUGUAAACAACAAUCUUCGGAAUAUGAUUUCGACUCAAACCCUAUAAAUCAAACAGGAAUCUGCGAAUUCCACAUGCAGACUGAUGAAAGUGACAUUGAUUAUCUGAAAAAUGAAUUUGACGCGAUAAAUGCAGCCCACAAUAGUUUACCACCAUAUACACUAAUCAAAGUGUCAUACGAAAAAAGGACGAUAGUUAUCACAAUAAACGAUCGCAUUCCAAGAACAAAUGGAACACUUUUAGACUUAUCCAAUGAAGCUGCUCUGAAGUUACAAAUUAAAAAUAAUGAAUUCGUGCAAUGUAAAAUCGAAAAAGUGAUACAUCAUAAUCCUAUUCUGAAAAUGAUUUUAUAUGCAAUACCUAUUGUGAGUUGCAUCAUUAUUCUGAUUAAUUUAUUUUAAUGUUUCUCAUAACGAAAWUUUAUUAAAAUUAGCAAACGAUUAGUUUCAUGUAUUAAUUUAUUAAAAAUGUAUUCUUAAUUUUUUUUAGUAAUUUACAGGUCAUUGAAUUCUUUUACAUGUUCUAUCAAAUUUUUCCAUCUAUUCAAUCCACUCUAUUAUUCAUUUUUAUUAAGUCGUCAAAAUCUGAAAUCAUUCCUUGCUGUAUCUAAUCAGUAAUCACAGAUGGYGAAGUCUUACCCUUUGACCUUAGUUAUUUUUUUCUUYGUGGGAGAGGGAAUGGGUUCUGAGUCAGUGCAUUUUGUAUAAGUCAUCGAUCUACCCACAAAACGUGACCAGCCCCAAUUAUAAUCGUUUUAAUUUUAGAAAAAUUCUGAUAAUUAUUAACUUGAUGUUUCUCAAUUUCUCAUAUUCCUCCUUYUGAUUUCACUCAGAUAAGUUAGGAUGGAAUGAAGACGUAUUAAAAGCUUAAAAUAGUCUAUAUAUUUUGAAAACGUCAGCGUGUCUAUAAAAUUAUUUACGCAAUUUCGAAAAGUCACAAAUCCCUGGGACUAAUAUUAUUUUGAAAUACAACUUGGUAUCUAU